Molecule: messenger RNA, 1055 nt
Organism: Closterium sp. Naga37s-1
Lineage: Eukaryota; Viridiplantae; Streptophyta; Zygnematophyceae; Desmidiales; Closteriaceae
Source: the annotation of a GenBank genome assembly
AUGAAGAAGCUCUUCACGGGUCUCUCACCUUUCCCCAUGCGCCGUUGCAUCUCUCCAGCUUGCCCGGCGGCGGUGCUGGCGGAGUGUCAGAGGCACUGGCAGGCGCAGCUGCGCGGAUGGAGCAAGGGGGGGGACUGCGCGCAGGUGGAGGGCGUGCGCUGCAAUGCGACAGGCUUCAUCGUCUCCCUGGAAGUGAGUGGCAAGCAGUUGGAGGGACCCAUUCCAGAUGCCAUUGGGAACCUCACCACACUCACCGAACUGCAACUUUCAAGCACCAAGCUCACAGGGUCCCUUCCAGCCACACUGCUUCGCCUCACCCGCUUAGAAGACCUGACUCUCAGUUUCAACACUUUGUCAGGCUCCAUCCCAGAAGCCAUUGCUGACCUGACAGCCCUCUCACGCCUGAAUCUUGGAACUAACAAGAUAAAGGGCUCAAUCCCGUUGGCCAUAUUCCACCUCACCAACCUCGCCUUGUUAGACCUUCAAUGGAAUGUGUUUUCAGGCUCCAUUCCAGCAGCAAUUGCCAACCUCACUCUUCUCUCCUACCUGUCACUUGGCGGCAACAGGCUCACUGGCACAAUCCCUUCAUCCCUCUUCCGCCUCACCAAUCUUGCCAUGUUAGAGCUCCGGUGGAAUCAGCUGUCGGGCUCCAUUCCUGCAGCCAUCUCUCACCUCGCUGCCCUCUCACGCCUAGACCUCAGCUUUAACAUCUUCCUAACAGGCUCCAUUCCCCUUGAGAUGAAGAGCCUCGCCAAGCUCCAAUUGCUGUACCUCAGCUAUAUGGGUCUAUCGGGCCCCUUUCCCUCCUGGAUCUCUGGGCGCACCAUUCUCAGAAAACUGGAGGCUGCACACAACAGCAUCAGUGGCAUCAUACCGGACUCCAUCGGCAGUACCAUCAACCUUCAAGUCUUCUCUGUGUGGAAGAACAACUUGACAGGCAGCAUUCCUGAGUCCAUUGGCAGCCUCACCAAGCUCAGCACCCUGGACCUGUCAGACAACCAGUUUGAGGGAACCAUCCCAGAGGGCAUUGGCAACAUGAAGGAUAUUCGAAAAUU